UGUUGAUAAAGUUUGUUGUUGAAGUUUGUGCGGCUGCGCAGUCGGGAGGGGCCUCUCCUAGCGUGGGCAAGAUGGCGGCGUUGGACGGCGAGCAGGUGGCUAAGGCUGUGAAGGCGCUGCAGGCAUAUGUGAAGAAAAUCAGGAAUGAUGCAGAGCUAUUCAUGAAUGAAAAUGAGAACAUAAUGCUGAAUGUUACAGUAUGGAAGAUUCCAAAUCGGGAGCAAACAGUCAAAAUAAAUCUGCCUCAUGGAAUUCGAUCAGAGUCGACCGAAGUUUGUCUCUUCACCAAAGACGAACCAAACAUGACUGCAGAUCAAACAAAGAGAUUCUAUAUAAAGCUUCUCAGCAAGCAUGGCAUUAAGAAUAUAACACGCGUCAUUCCAUAUAAAACGCUGAAGACUGAAUACAAGCCAUAUGAAGCAAAACGUCGUUUGUUGAGCAGUUUUAAUCUGUUCUUGGCUGAUGACCGAAUAAGGCGACUUUUACCCUCCCAUUUAGGCAAACAUUUUUACACCUCUAAAAAAGCACCUCUGUCGGUAAAGCUAACUUCAAGGAAUCUUGCAAAAGAUCUGAACAAAUUAAUCCAGGGUACAAUCCUUUCCGUGAACAAGAAAGGCAGCUGUUACACCACCAUUGUAGCUCAUACUGGAAUGAAACCACAGGAAGCCGUGGAAAAUGUUACUGCAGCUGUUCGUGUUAUUGCACAAAAGUUGCCCAUGCAAUGGAAAAAUGUGAAAGUUCUUCACUUGAAAACACCAGCUUCUAUUGCUCUUCCCAUUUAUGCAUCUGGGUUGCAGAACCUUCAGGAUCUACAGGAAAGUCUUCAAGAGUCUCUCAACAAACAGCACAAAGCACCUGAAAAUCAAGUAAUAUCUCAAAAUAUUUUCACUAUGAACAUUUUUCAGAAGAAGCAGAGCAAGACAAGAAUUGUGAAAUCAAAAAUUCUGUCUACUGCUGUUAAACGUGUUCUUGUUAAGACAGUGGAGAAGAAGUCAAAAAAAUCAAAGCCUUCUAUUGCCAAGAAACUCUCCACGGAGGAAGAAAUACCACAGCUAGUUCCCAUUGAAGAGCAACCGGUCACAAAGAAGGCAAAAUUGCAAAAAUUAAAUGGAGAAAACCAUACCACCCCGAAGCGAGUUAAUGGAAGUGAGAAGCCAGUUGGUAAGAAACAACAGAAAUUAAAAAACAAAAAAAGGCAGAAAGCAGCCAAACAGAACACAGGAAACCAAGGACUACAAACUCCAAGUUCAUGAUGGAAAUGACUUCAGACAUAAAACCAUGAAAUGAAAAUCAAUAUGAGAGUACUGCACUGAAGGAAACUCUUUUUUAAAAAAAACGCCACUGAAGUCAGUAGGAGAGAAAUUUGUGAAGUCAACAACAAAAGCUCCUAAACAAAAACAAAAGAUGCUCUGGUCUGCUUGAGCCUUGGUGGCAGAAGCCAAGUGAGAUUGAGUGCAUUUUUCAUACAGUGUAUGAUUUAAAAACAAUUAGAAAGACAUAAACCUUCUGUAGCCUUUACAAAGUUCACCUUUGAGUAUGGUGUAGAACCUUUCUUCAAAACUGGUAAUAAAUUCUUUGCUAUUUCAAGUGGUCUGUCAAAUA
Messenger RNA from Chiloscyllium plagiosum (whitespotted bambooshark), 1602 nucleotides. RefSeq names its product ribosomal L1 domain containing 1 (gene rsl1d1). NCBI's taxonomy places the organism in Eukaryota, Metazoa, Chordata, Chondrichthyes, Orectolobiformes, Hemiscylliidae. The record is from RefSeq and is a predicted model, not a curated record.